Molecule: messenger RNA, 321 nt
Organism: Brugia pahangi
Lineage: Eukaryota; Metazoa; Nematoda; Chromadorea; Rhabditida; Onchocercidae
Source: the annotation of a GenBank genome assembly
AUGGAAUGUCAGCUGUGGAACCAUAAAGUGUUAGCAGUAUUAAUAGAUGUUAUUAUCAGUAUUCGGGGAACAAGCAUAACUUUGUCAGUUCUGCUUAGUACGUGUUUUUGUGUUUUGUGGACUGGAAAGUUUGUUUGCAGAUGCACAGGUGAAAGUCAUAUCUCCCGCCUGCACUUACAUCCUCAAAGCAUAACCACAAAAUUGGGAAGAGGCAAAAAUGCACAGCAUUUAUGUCAUCAUUAUUGUCUGGUCAUUCACAAAGGUGCUGUGAUCAAAACCGGCAGGCCAUAUCGGUCGAGGAGCGGCGUUCGCUUAGCUUAG